AGGAGCUGAAGGUGAAGAUAGUCCUGCAGCAGGAGGCCAUGGCGAGCGUCGUGAUGCAGCAGACGAUCGUGGUGGACUUCCGCAUCGAGAACCAGCAGUGCCCCGACUGCAAGAAGACCUUCACUCGCCACACGUGGGAGAGCUGCGUGCAGGUUCGGCAGCGCUCGGAGCAGCGCAGGACGCUGGAGCACCUGGAGCAGCUGAUACUGCAGCACAAGGCGCACGAGCGGGUUAUCGAGGUCAAGCGCAGCAAGGACGGCAUCGACCUGCACUUCUCGCGCGAUAAGCACGCCCAGGAGUUCCUGGCCUUCGUGAAGAGCUGGGCGGUCACGCGCCACCACGACUCGAAGCACCUGGUGAGCCACAACCAGAACAACAACAGCUACCGCUUCAAGCGCACGACGUGCGUCGAGCUGUGCCCCGUGAGCCGCGACGACCUCGUCAUGCUGCCCCCCAAGAACGGCCCGGGCGCUGGGCGGCCUGCCGCCUUUCAUGCUGUGCGUCCGGGCGAGCGCCGCCGUGGUCCUCGUGGACCCAGCCAGCUGCAGGACGGUGGAGGUCUCCGCCGUCGAGUACUGGAAGCGGCCGUUCGCCGCCGUCUGCUCCGUCAACACCUGAUCGAGUUUGUGGUGCUCGACGUGGUGGAGGAGGAGGACGGGCCCCCGGACGGACACGCUGGCCCCGGCCGCGUCGCCGUGCCCUGCGAGGUGGAGGUAGCUCGCUCGUCCGACUUCGGCCGGAACGAUGAGCGGCUCCUGGUCCGCUCGCACCUGGGGGGCAGGCUUCGCCCGGGGGACGUCGCCCUGGGCUUCGACCUGAGGACGCUGAACACCGGCGUCGACGACGAGGA
Messenger RNA from Prorocentrum cordatum, 850 nucleotides. Lineage: Eukaryota; Dinophyceae; Prorocentrales; Prorocentraceae. The record is from the annotation of a GenBank genome assembly.